GGCGGCCUCUGAUCUCUAUAUUUGUUUAGAAAUAUUAGGAGAGAAGCAAAAAAAAAAAUCGGAGGAGGAGGAGCUUAGAGAGAGAAGUCAAAGACUCUCUCCUUCUCGUCACCUUCUUCCUCCCCACGCCGCGCUCUCCUCCCCUCUUAAACCACUAGCGCCGCCUCCGCGCUCUCUCCUGCCUCCUCUCCUCGCCUCUCCUCACCCUGUGGGUUGGUCGGCGUGUAGCUGCUUGCUUUGCUCUCACUGCCGGGGCUCGAUCUGCUUGCUCUGCAGAAAUUCUUUCCAAUUCAUUGCUUCUUGUGGCCUGUGGGCACCUCUACAAUUUGAUUUCAGAUGGAUUGCUGCUUUAUGUUCAGAAAAAAACAACCUGUUGAAGGUGAUGAUGGUGAACAUAGAGUGAAGAUAUUUUCUUACAGUGAGUUGAGAAAGGCUACCCAUGAUUUUAGUGGGGCAAAUAAGAUUGGAGAGGGUGGUUUUGGCUCUGUGUUCAGGGGAGUGCUUAGAGAUGGGACAACCGUUGCCGUAAAGGUGCUGUCUGCUACUUCAAGACAAGGCGUCCGAGAGUUCUUGACUGAACUUACAGCAAUUUCUGACAUCAAGCAUGAAAACCUCGUCACACUUAUUGGUUGCUGUGCUGAAGGAUCUCAUAGGAUCCUUGUUUACAAUUAUCUUGAGAACAACAGUCUUGCACAGACAUUGCUAGGAUCUAGGGGUAGCAACAUCCGGUUCGAUUGGAGGACCCGUGUAAAAAUUGCUGUGGGUGUUGCUCGUGGAAUUGCAUUUUUACAUGAGGAAAUUCGCCCUCCGAUUAUCCACCGUGACAUAAAGGCGAGCAACAUUCUUCUUGACAAGGACCUCACCCCAAAAAUUUCUGAUUUCGGAUUGGCAAGGCUCCUUCCACCCAACGCAACUCAUGUGAGCACCCGAGUUGCAGGCACAUUAGGAUACCUGGCACCUGAAUACGCUAUCCGAGGCCAGGUGACAAAGAAAUCCGACAUCUAUAGCUUCGGUGUUCUUCUACUGGAAAUCGUUAGCGGCAGAUGCAACACCAACACAAGAUUGCCUUAUGAAGAUCAAUUUCUUCUCGAAAGGACAUGGGUACGCUACGAGCAAGAACGCCUGGCUGAGAUCAUCGAUGCUGACCUGGGGAAUGACCUGGACGUCGACGAGGCAUGCCGGUUCCUGAAGAUUGGCCUGCUAUGCACACAGGACGCAAUGGCGCGCCGCCCCAACAUGAGCACCGUCGUCAGGAUGCUCACCGGGGAGAAGCACUUCUCGGUGCACCGGAUCACCAGGCCGGCCAUGAUCACCGACUUCGCCGACCUCAAGGUCAGCAGCAGCCAGCAGAAGGAGAACGAGACAACACGGUCAUCCAACAUGAGAUCGUUCAGCACCACUGAUGAAACGGAGCCUUUCUCAUCGUCAGAGACGCCGACGCAGACGUCUAUCUGAAAAAAAAAAACAAGAAGAAGAACUGGAAAUGUGGAGACAGGACUAGUGUUUUUUUUGUGUUUGUAUAUUAUUGCUCCGAAAGGGGAUAGGAUUACGUUCAAUUUUUUUUUCUCUUUUUGGAGAGAGUUUCGUGUUUGUUUGAUUUUUGUGACGAGGAGAUGUUUAAGAUAGGCAGCGUAUUGCUUCUCGAUCUGGGUGUAAAUAUCUCGAAAUGAAGAUGUUCAAAGCCUCAAAGAUAAGCUCUGCACGAUUCACAUC
Oryza sativa Japonica Group (Japanese rice) is the source of this 1713-nucleotide messenger RNA. RefSeq names its product cold-responsive protein kinase 1. Gene Ontology annotation, biological process: protein phosphorylation. Gene Ontology annotation, molecular function: protein serine/threonine kinase activity; ATP binding. Lineage: Eukaryota; Viridiplantae; Streptophyta; Magnoliopsida; Poales; Poaceae. The record is from RefSeq and is a predicted model, not a curated record.